CGAGCUGGAGGCAGUUCUGCGGGCGAAGGAUGGGAGGGAAUCCAAACCACUUGCUUCCCAGCUGUUAUGGGAGGACAGCGCUAAGAAUUGGGAAGACCUUUUUAAAAAGGGAGGCAAAUAAACAACAUGUAAGGUGUCAGAAAUGUUUGGAAUUUGGACACUGGACAUACGAAUGUACAGGGAAAAGAAAAUAUCUGCAUAGACCAUCACGAACAGCAGAAUUUAAAAAAGCACUUAAAGAAAAAGAGAACCAGCUACUUCAACAAAGCUCUGGCGAAUGUACUACAGACAGGAAGAACAAGAAGAAAAGGUCUAAAAGCGUGACAAGUUCUAGCAGCAGCAGCAGCAUCACUUCAGCUAGCGAGUCUUCAUCAGAGAGUGAUGACUCCUCCUCCUCUUCAUCAGAUGACAGCGAUAGUGAUGAAAGCACAUCCAGUUCUUCAUCUUCUCCAUCAUCCAGUAGUUCUUCUAGUUCUUCUGACUUUGAAACAGAGUCAAGUUCUUCCAGCAGUAGCAGCAGCAGCAGCACAGACAGCAGCACAGAUGAUGAACCACCAAAGAAAAAGAAGAAGAACAAUUUAGUGCGAUGCUAGGACUAUGGUGGCAUUAAACAAUAAUUCCCAUUGGAAAUGCAUAAUGGCCAAACGAAACUAACCAGUUGUCUGUUUUUACAGUUGUAAAACGGUAUGUGUUUUUACAUAGUAGUUGAUAGGCCAUAAGCUGUUAAAUGGCAAGUAAUACUUACUGAAAGAGUAUUUUUGUGGAUUACUGUUUAAUAGGGAAUGCUACCUUCUUUUUAAUUUUUAAAGAAAUGUAAUAUUUAUAUGAAUUAAGGUCCAGUCAUCCUGAUGUUUACAUGCCAGAAAGUGGAAUAUAUUUUCUGAAUCAUCCUGUGUUAUAGUCAUACAGCAAUCUUGUGUUUACAUCAGUUUUAUAGUCUACGUAAGAUGGAAGGAGAAUAUGAAAUUUGAUUUCAGAUGGCUAAGAUACCCAAAGCCAUAUUUAAUGUCCCUCCUCAGUUACAGAGAAACAAUAUUGCAUUUUGUACAGGAAAAGCUUGUUUGAAAAAGUAAAAAAAAAGUUCAAUAUUGUAGUCAAUUAAUAGUUAAGUAUCAAAUUGUCAUUAAUUGGAUUCUUUUGUGAUUGGUAUCCUAUAUACUGAUCUUAUUACCAUCUCAGUCCAGUAGGAUUGUUCAGCCUAUUGAAACCAGACUCUGUCUCAAUUGCCCUUCUAGACUUACAAAAAUGAUGCUAGAGAUCUUGCAUCAUACUGAGAAGUGUGUAUCUUACUACAAUUAAGCUCAUUCUCUCCUAAAGUCUUGUAGCAACCCCUCCUGUAACAUUAGGUUUUGAUUGACUGCCAUAUACAACUUCCUUUUGCUCUUUUGUUAAUUUUGCUAGUUCCUUCUACUUACACAGUACACAAACUUGUGGGAGAGGAUAUGAUAGCUGGGGGAAGAGAAAGGUAAGAUCUAUUCCCUCAUUCAUUCUUCCAGGCGAAGAAAACUUCAUUGAGUAUUCUAUUGUGUUUCCAAUAGAAAUAAAUAUUACUAUAAGCAAAAAAUGGCCAAAAGGAAUAAAAAUAGUUUAUGCUAUAGUUUCAAAAUUAAAAAUUGUUAUUUCCAGUUUAGAGGAGGUUAGGGAAAGAAAGAGUUUGGGGUACUUCCUGACUCCUUCUAGUCUUAUAACUUACUUUCAUAUUUUUCUUCCUUUCAGAGAAAGGGAUGUGUUUAAAUUUACUGUCAUGUAAAGCAUUAGCUUGGCACCUGGUUGUUGGAUAAAUAUUUCAGCCCAGAAAUCCUUGCAAGACUUCAUGCUAUGUUUUACAUUUGGAAAAAUCUAAAAUAUUGCCAACUAACCAUCGAGUUAGUAAUGUUUGUUCUUUCUAGCCUGCAUUUUUACCUUUUGCCAUUUAUUAAUUGUCCCACCCCCACCAAAAUCCUUGAGCUCUUAUAGUUGUAAUUUAGUGGAAUGUAAAAGUCAUUGGUAAUCAGAGUGAAUAUUUUUUCCAGAUCAUUUUAAGUUGUCUUUUUAAAUGCCGAAUCCUUGUUUAUGAUGACAUGGUUUCAGAAUAAAUUCUUAGGGUUACAUUACAGGGUUUAAAAAAAGAGCAUACUUCUGUUUAUUAUAGGUUGGGAAGGGAAUACAAUGACUCUGAAAAGCAGAGUAAAGAAAUAUCCAAAAAGUAGCAUUUUCUAAAACAGAAAGUUAUAACAUUUAAAUAAAAAAUCAAUAAUCCUGGG
Molecule: messenger RNA, 2243 nt
Organism: Notechis scutatus (mainland tiger snake)
Lineage: Eukaryota; Metazoa; Chordata; Lepidosauria; Squamata; Elapidae
Gene: ZCCHC10
Product: zinc finger CCHC-type containing 10
Molecular function (GO): nucleic acid binding; zinc ion binding
Source: RefSeq, a predicted model, not a curated record